AUGUCUUCUGAUAUUUUUGCAAAGCUUCUUAUGACGGUUUGGGCAUUGUGGAAGAAUCGAAAUGAGAAAUUAUGGUUAGCUAAGUCUCAAAGUGCAGUCGCUCUUUCUUUGGGUACUAUGGCUUGGUAUGAAAGCUUCUUACUUCAUAGGUAUCCUAAUGGGAGGAAGACAAAAGGUCGUGCCCACCAGUUCUGGAAGGCACCAACAGCAGGUAUUCUUAAGUUGAAUACUGAUGGUACCUUUUUGUCAUCAGUGGACUCUGGUGCCGUAGGAGGCGUCCUAAGGAAUGAUCAGGGUGGCUUUGUUGCGGCUGUGAUGCAUCAGGUUAGUCAUGUUACAGCAGCAGUACACAUUGAAUUGGUGGCUAUACGAGCAGUUGCCAUCCAAGCAAUAAUCUCCGAGGUGCCUGAUAUGUCUAUUUAUAGUCCUCUCAUUGAGGAUAUCAAAGUAGGUGCAAGGGUGUUUCAGGAUAUAUCUUUUGUACAUGCUCCUCGUUCUGUAAAUUGUGUUGCUCAUCGGUUAGCUAGUCAUGCCUUUGAAAAUGAAGGCUUUCAUGAGUGGUUUGCUCCAGCUCCAGAGUUAAUUUUGGAUGCAAUUAUGUACGAUUGUAAUCAUUGUAAUUGA
Rosa chinensis is the source of this 624-nucleotide messenger RNA. RefSeq lists its product as uncharacterized. Lineage: Eukaryota; Viridiplantae; Streptophyta; Magnoliopsida; Rosales; Rosaceae. Bases 1 to 624 code for a protein of 207 amino acids. The record is from RefSeq and is a predicted model, not a curated record. The transcript is spliced from 2 exons.